Messenger RNA from Penicillium brevicompactum, 1752 nucleotides. Its product is annotated as alkaline phosphatase. The transcript has 3 exons. Gene Ontology annotation, molecular function: alkaline phosphatase activity. Bases 1 to 1752 code for a protein of 583 amino acids. The record is from RefSeq and is a predicted model, not a curated record. Gene Ontology annotation, biological process: dephosphorylation. Gene Ontology annotation, cellular component: fungal-type vacuole membrane. Lineage: Eukaryota; Fungi; Ascomycota; Eurotiomycetes; Eurotiales; Aspergillaceae.
AUGGCGCGAGAAGAGCCACUCUUGGCUCCGCGCCCGUCCUCCGACGGCUCAUCGAUCCGAAACGAAGAGGAGGAAUUCGCCCUGCUGACCGGCGAGCGCACGGCUCACAGAGCCGAGAAACAACGAGGCUGGAAAUUCUGGCGGGAGAUUGGCACAAGCCAGCGGAGAUCCACGGCCCCAGCCAUGACUCCAAAAACAUCACCUGGGGCCCCGGGGGGCAAGCCAACGGGCAAGCGGAAUGUGAUCUUCAUGGUUUCCGACGGCAUGGGGCCCACGAGUCUCUCGCUUACUCGGAGCUUCCGGCAAUACACAGAGGAUCUGCCGAUCGAUGACAUUUUGGUUCUGGAUCAGCAUUAUAUCGGAACGUCCCGCACACGUUCAAGCUCUAGUUUGGUCACGGACUCAGCUGCUGGGGCCACGGCGUUCUCGUGUGGUCGUAAGAGUUACAACUCUGCUAUUUCGGUGACUCCUGACCAUGCGCCUUGCGGGACUGUGCUUGAGGCUGCCGCUUUGGCGGGCUACAAGACCGGAUUGGUUGUGACUACUCGUCUGACGGAUGCCACUCCAGCUUGCUUCGCUGCUCAUGCUAACUUGCGAAGCUAUGAAGAUCUCAUCGCUGCCCAGGAGGUUGGAGAACACCCUCUUGGUCGUGUAGUGGAUCUUAUGCUUGGAGGUGGACGUUGCCACUUCUUGCCGAAGUCACAGAAAGGAAGCUGUCGUGGUGAUGAUCACGACCUCGUUGAAGUUGCUGGCAAGAAUGGCUUCGGUUACAUUGAUGAUCGUGCCGGGUUCGAUAGUCUCAAGGGAGGUGACAAUGUCAGCCUGCCUUUGCUUGGUCUUUUCGCUGGUGGAGACAUCCCAUACGAGAUCGAUCGCCGCACUCAGAACGAUGUCUACCCUUCUUUGGAAGAGAUGACUCGCACUGCUUUGAAGGCCUUGAGCAAAGCCACUGAAGACAGCGAGCAAGGUUUCUUCAUCAUGAUUGAAGGUUCUCGCAUCGACCAUGCCGGUCAUGGGAAUGACCCUGCUGCGCAGGUGCACGAGGUCCUGGCAUACGACAAGGCCUUUGCUGCCGCAUUGGAGUUUGUAGAGAACGACUCCACCCCCGGUGUGAUUGUCAGCACGUCUGACCACGAGACUGGUGGUUUGGCUGCCGCCCGCCAGCUGCACAAGAGCUACCCCGAGUAUCUGUGGCUUCCAAGUGUGCUGGACAAGGCAAGCCACUCUGGCGAAUACCUCGCCGCUCGUUUGAGCGAAUAUCUUUCCGGGGCUGGUAAAGACCACAAGGACUCAGCGAAGAAAGAAUGGGUCCGGAAGAACCUCAUCAAGGAAGGACUUGGUAUCACUGACGCUUCAGAUGCUGAAGUUGACGCCUUGGUUCACCCAGAGCCAGAAGUUGGUCCUUCCUAUGUGUUCGCUGAUAUGAUCAGCCGUCGUGCGCAAGUUGGCUGGAGCACCCAUGGACAUUCCGGUGUUGAUGUCAAUAUCUAUGCCUCUUCUUCCAAGGACGCUUGGCCGUUGGUAGGUAACAAUGAGAACACCGAUGUUGGUGCUUUCCUGGCAGACUAUCUUGACCUCGAUGUCAACAAUGUCACAAAACUGCUCCAGGAUACCAAGACUGGAAUUUUCCAAUCAUAUGACUGGAUGGGUGAUCGUCUUGGGUUGAACUUCCACGCCGAAGGGCUAGACACCUACCACGGGGACUUCAGAAAGCGAUCUGAGGACGACUGUGGAUGUGGCGCGACCCACUGA